AUGAUGCUACGAAGUUGUGGCCUUCAGACUCUGCGGAGUGCCCCGCGACCUUCACUCGCCGCUCCCUUGAAGGAGUCUUGUGGCAAACGAUGGGCCCAGGCAUGCUACUCCACACAGGCUCAAAGAAAGCCCAAUGAAGUCGACGUCAUUGUCGUCGGCUCCGGGUGCUCUGGGCUGACAGCCGCAUUGGCGGCAGCGAAACAUGGCCUGGAUGUGCUGGUGCUGGAAAAGACACAGUAUUUCGGGGGCACCACCGCAACCUCUGGAGGAGGCAUGUGGCUGCCGAACAAUAAAUACCAGCCCAUUAUGGGAAUCACCGAUAGCACCGAAAAGGCCGAUGAGUAUCUGCAGAACCUCUUAGGCCCGCUGUACGACCAGCAGAAGAUCGCGGCCUUCUUGAAGUCCGCCCCCGAAAUGCUGGAGUGGCUGGAAGCGAACUCGCAUAUGCAGUUUCAGCCGGUGCCAGCCCCAGACUAUCACCAGUCACGACCAGGGGCGUCGGUCGGACGCACACUUCUCACCAAGGGCAGUUUCGACGGUCGGCAGCUGGGAAAUCUCAUCAAAGAUGUGCGGUAUCCCAUCCAAGGCGUAGCGGUCUUUGGGUCCAUGCAGGCUGAUUGGACUCUGCUGCCAAUUCUCAGUAACCCGCUUGGCAGCGUGUCGAAUUUCAUGGCGUCGGUGCGGAUUCUGUCAAGAUAUGCGUUCGAUCUGAUCAGAUGGGGGAAAGGCACGGUGAUGAUGAAUGGAAAUGCCCUGGUAGGCCGCCUACUUGCAUCACUCCAAACCGAAGGCGUUCAGCUGUGGAACAACGUCCCCGCGCAGGGGCCAAUUCUCGACAACGGCCGCGUAGUGGGGCUAAAAGUUCUUCGGGAUGGGCAAGAACUCUCGGUCCAUGCCAGGAAAGGCGUCGUGUUAGCCAGCGGUGGGUUUGGCCGAUCGCCCGAAGCAAAAAACUACGUGCCCCAUGAAUGGUGCGCUGCUCCCCGGGGAAACACCGGCGACGGCAAGCGCAUUGGGGUCGAAAGUGGGGGAGCCCUGCCCGCGAAGAACCCUGAGAACGCGGUCUUCGCGCCCAUCUCCCUGCUAGAGGUCCCCGGUCAGCCUACCCGACGCUUCCCCCAUUUCUUUGACAGGGCGAAGCCGGGAUCGAUCUUCGUCGAUACCAAUGGAAAGCGCUUCGCGAACGAGUCCGCGCCAUACCAGAACUUCGUCGCCGCAAUGCACGAGAAGGGAAUUGAAAAGGCCUUCUACAUCGCCGACCAUACCUAUCUUCGCAAAUACGGAAUGGGAAUGGCCUUCCCGGCGCCGUAUCCGAUUGGAAAGCUUCUACGACAGAAGUAUCUCUUGUCUGCUCCUACGAUUGCCGAGCUGGCGGGUCGAAUUGGAGUUCCGAAGGAGAACCUCGAAAAGACGAUCGCGCAGUUCAACUCUUUUGCGGAAACUGGGAAAGAUCUCGAGUACCACCGAGGGGAGGAGCCCAAUGACCGCUUCUAUGGUGACCCCUCUGUGGCCCCGAAUCCCAGUUUGGGGGCCUGUAAGACGGGACCAUUCUACGCGCUGCCGGUUUACCCGGGGAACGUCAGCACGAUCUAUGGCCUGUCAACAAAUAUCGAUGCCCAGGUGGUGGAUGCAAGGGGGAGGCGAUUCCAGGUCUGUAUGCGGUGGGCUGUGAUCAGAACCAGGUAUUCAAGGGCGUUUGUCCGGGCGCUGGAUCCAGUAUUGGUCCCGGUAUGA
This is a messenger RNA of Penicillium chermesinum, 1734 nucleotides long. It is a transcript of the gene helE, whose product is annotated as 3-ketosteroid 1-dehydrogenase helE. The coding region runs from base 1 to 1734 and encodes 577 amino acids. The transcript has a single exon. NCBI's taxonomy places the organism in Eukaryota, Fungi, Ascomycota, Eurotiomycetes, Eurotiales, Aspergillaceae. The record is from RefSeq and is a predicted model, not a curated record.